This is a messenger RNA of Spizellomyces punctatus DAOM BR117, 1993 nucleotides long. RefSeq lists its product as uncharacterized. Lineage: Eukaryota; Fungi; Chytridiomycota; Chytridiomycetes; Spizellomycetales; Spizellomycetaceae. Bases 94 to 1770 code for a protein of 558 amino acids. The record is from RefSeq and is a predicted model, not a curated record. The transcript has 5 exons.
CGCUCUGGCAUUUUGUGUUUUUAAAGCCCCCAUUCUUCUGGCUCUCGUCUUUUCCCCCCGGCAUUUCAGCACUUUUCACGACACUGAACGAUAAUGGAACGGUCGCCGCUCGCAUCUCCUUCCAUGGACGCUGGGGAAUUCAGCUUUUCUGAAGUCGCUCCCCCGGUAAACGGAAGCAAGUCUCCAAGCCCUCCAAACAGCUCUUCAAGCAUCGUAUCCGAUUCUGAAGAGGUAAAUGGAAAAAUAGUUCCUGGGGCCGAACCCCCAAAACCAAAAAAGAAGAAAACAGGCCUCGACGCCCGUCCUGUAAAUACAGGCGACUUUGAACCAGAGCGCCACUUUUAUCCUCGAGUCCUCAACGCAAACAUUCAUCCUCUCGUCGCUUCAUUCUUUACCCUCGGCAACGAGCGCAUUCUAGCUCGAUAUACCCAUCUCAAUCCCCAAGUCAACAUUGCCGCUCUCAAAGAGCUCCUUGCAUACAAGCCAAAGUAUUUUCUAUGGGCCGGCUCAGACUUGUUUAACGUAACAACCGCAAGCGGGCACCGGCAAAUGAUCAUUGUUGAAACGAAUUCAUGCCCGUCCGGUCAGAAAUCCAUGCCACUUUUGUCCGACCCUGAAGAGCACGGCGGUUACGGCGUCGUAAUCGACCUCACUUUCAAAGAAUUGAUUCUGCAAGCAGACAAAUCUCUAGGAGACCUCGCUGUCGUCUGUGACAAAAACAUGAUGGAAGCAAGCGGAUAUGCUGCUGUCAUGGCAGAGUCAACUGGGGAACGCGUCUGGAUCGCAGAAUACUAUUUGGAGGACCCAGAUCCUCCAGUCAAAUGGGAAGAUGGCAUUAUGUACAUUCGCGAUGACAAAAAAGAAUGGCAUCCAAUCCGCGCGUGCUUCCGCUAUGUAACGCAAAAACCCUGGAAUCGCUUCCCUAUCAAUGCGAAAACCAUCGUCCUCAACAGUGUCGUGUCCUGUCUUGCUGGCGGCCGAAACAAGAUGAUGGCCGCUCGCGCGUAUGAUUUCCUCAACUCUGAGUUGGCUGGGACCGGGCUCGCCGUCCGCAUGCCAGAAACUAUUCGCAAUGUAUCAAAGAGCGAAAUACCGCUUUGGCUGGAUAGUAUGGGCGGACACGCCGUCAUCAAAGUCCCCUACUCAAAUGCAGGUCAAGGCGUCUACACUAUAACCAACAAAAAGGAACUGGAGGCCUUUAUGGAAACGGACCACUUUUACGACAAGUUUAUUGUUCAGUCCCUCGUCGGCAAUGCAUCUUGGAGCAGUGUCACCCGAGCCGGAAGGUUCUACCAUGUUGGAACCAUCCCAAAUAAAAAGAACCAUACCUUUGUCAGCGAUCUCCGCAUGAUGGUCACAGCCAAUGCCUGUGGUUUCAAGCCUGUCGCAUGCUAUGCUCGGAGGGCCCGAAAGCCCUUGUUGAGACAUUUGGAAGAUGAUCCCAAUGUAACAUCCUGGGAAAUGCUUGGCACCAAUCUUUCCGUCAAAGUCGACGAUGAAUGGACAACAGAAGCCCAACGUCUCCUCCUCAUGGACCGCAAAGACUUUAAUCAACUCGGUAUCGGGGUUGACGACCUGAUUGACGCGUACAUACAAACAGUUCUGAGCGUCAUUGCGAUUGACAAGAUGGCUCAACGGCUCAUGAAAGACAAUGCGGCAAAGGAGGGCGUCGAUUCAAAGUAUCCGUGGUUUAAUGAAAAGUUUUUUGAUUUCGAUCUCUUUGAGGCGCUCAACCCGGACAAGGCUCUACUGAGCGAAAUUAUUCACUAGUCAAGGGACAAGGAGGGGAGAGUGACGGUCGUCAGUAGCCUACUUCUUGUAUUUUUUGAUCGGUAGAUUUGUUUGCAGCAUGUGUGGAUUAAAACAGGAGGAAGUGUGAAUACUUCCAAACACAAUACAACUCCACACGCAGAUAUGGGUCCGUGUUUUCAAAAUACAUCUUCUCCGAGCUCACAUAUCAGGAUAUACAUAACAUAAUACAAAAUCAAAUGGG